Salvelinus sp. IW2-2015 is the source of this 2262-nucleotide messenger RNA. RefSeq names its product abhydrolase domain containing 10, depalmitoylase a (gene abhd10a). Gene Ontology annotation, cellular component: mitochondrion. NCBI's taxonomy places the organism in Eukaryota, Metazoa, Chordata, Actinopteri, Salmoniformes, Salmonidae. The record is from RefSeq and is a predicted model, not a curated record. Gene Ontology annotation, biological process: protein depalmitoylation. Gene Ontology annotation, molecular function: palmitoyl-(protein) hydrolase activity; hydrolase activity, hydrolyzing O-glycosyl compounds.
ACUGGAAGGCUGGCUGGCUGGCUAGCUAAUCAGUCGGUGUCAUUCAAAUGCACCAGCUAGUUCAAUAAGGUCGGAUCCUUGUCAGAUUGGCGAUGGCGUAUAUUUUAGUAAGGCGUUUCAGCAGGGUUUUCCAAUUAAAUGUCCAAAGACAAGAUAUUAUGUUUUCGGGAGUGAGACAUAAGUCUACAGUGCAUUAUGCUACACGCCCAGACCAGCCGAAACUGGCUUAUAGAAAAGUGAAGGGGAAGAGCCCAGGGGUAGUGUUCUUGCCGGGGUUUGCCUCAAACAUGGGUGGGAAGAAAGCAGAAGCCCUUGAGGAGUUCUGCCAGUCACUAGGCCACUCUUACCUACGGUUUGACUAUACAGGCUGUGGGUCUUCUGAAGGUGAAAUAGUAGAUGGCACUGUUGGCACUUGGAAGAGGGAUGUUCUAUAUGUAUUGGACGAGCUUGUGGAGGGGCCACAAAUUCUGGUUGGCUCCAGUAUGGGCGGCUGGCUGAUGUGCCUGGCAGCUAUAGCUCGUCCAGAAAGAACUGCGGCCAUGGUUGGCAUCUCUACAGCAGCUGACCACUUUGUAACGGUCUACAAUACACUUCCUAUUGAGGUGAGGAAGGAGAUUGAAGAGAAGGGGCAGUGGGUGGUUCCUACCAAACACAAUGAGGAGGGCUCCAUCACGUUCACCACAGAGUUCCUGAAGGAGGCAGAGCAGCACUGCGUUCUGCAGAGCCCCAUUCCAGUGACUUGCCCGGUGAGGCUCAUCCAUGGGAUGAAGGACCAGGAUGUGCCUUGGCACGUCUCCAUGCAGCUAGCUGAGCGUGUGCUUAGCAACGACGUUGACGUCAUCUUGCGCAAGCAUGGCCAGCACCGCAUGGCAGAAAAGGAGGACAUCAAGCUCAUAGUCUACACCAUCGAUGACCUCAUAGACAAGCUGACCACGUUGGUUUGAGUGGCCAAAUCAGGACAAUGCUGUGGGUGACUCCUACCACCCCGACCCCAACUUUUCCGCACUCAGGCCGUUCGGUUCCCAAUGCGUUACAGUAUCGAAGGUGCUAUUGUACCAAACACACACUGUGAAGAAAAUGAACUCUUGUGUUUUCUCCCGGCUCUCUCCAUGCCUUUUUAUUAGGAUUUGUAUUUACCAUUGCCAUGACACUUUGUUCCCACGACUACCAAACUUCUUGGGCCUGCUGUGAACAGUUUUGAUUUAUUCCCACAAUGUGGUCUGAUAUUCCGUUAAACCUUCAAUGAGUAGGGAUCACUCCUAUUACAGUAGCCCAUCAGGUACAGAUGCAUUAUGUCCAUUUGUGAGACAUUUAUUUUAUCCACUGUCAAUUUUAUUCAAACAAGUGUGAUGUGCCUUUGUUAUAUAUUUAUGCAUGUGCCCUUAAAGACCAAUAGGAGGCAGCAAAUAUCAGCACAGUAUUUUAGGCACUUCACUAUGUAUUUCUAUUAUUAUGAAACCCCAUUAGCUGCUGCAGCUACUCAUCCUGGUGUCCAGCUGGAACAAUCAGUUGAAAAAGGACUUUACUCAACUGUAAUGUUUGAUUCUAAUGCUGAUGUCCAUGCGUUGCCCAUUUCUUAUGCUGUCUGUAUUUGCUGUUUGGUUCCAUUGCUGACACAACAUAUCUAUGUUUGUAUUGCUUUGUCCAUGCCAUUUAAUUUUGCACACAAGGUCAGAACAGAAUAUUGACUGCAUGACAACUCAUGUAGAACUGAGCAUUGUGUUACAUUUUAAUAUAUUUUAACAUUUUAGUGUAGAAUAUAUAUUAUGGUGUGAUUUUAGUGCAGUCCAGAAUGAUAACUUUUUAAAAUGUAAUUUCAACUGUCACUCUGGGUAACUUUUCAAUGUUGGCCCAGUUCAUGUUGGUUUUGUUGCAAGUAUUGCCCAUUUCAAAAUGACAGAUUUCAAAUAAUGAUUGAACAGUAAGUAGCAUGAGAUGGCCUGGUAUGUUUGACUGGCCUAAGAAGCACAGGUAAUUAAGUGAAAAGCAUUGCCGUGUAGGCAGCUCAUGUUUUAGUAUAGUCAACUUUCUGAUUUAAUUGGAUAAAAUGCCAUGUGUGGCUACUGUCAUACAGUGAUGGUAAGCUGUCAUUAGUGUAAUGUGAUCCCAGAUACACUGCCUAGUACAUUGUCAGCUAAAAGUGGUUAGGACUUGAUGUCGUUGGUUUCCAACAUGCACUACAUGACCGAAAGUAUGUGGACACCUGGUUGUCGAACAUCUCAUUCAAAAAUCAUGGACAUUAAUUCAUGCUGAAACAGGAAG